This is a messenger RNA of Procambarus clarkii (red swamp crayfish), 4230 nucleotides long. RefSeq names its product cytokine-inducible SH2-containing protein. The record is from RefSeq and is a predicted model, not a curated record. Gene Ontology annotation, biological process: phosphatidylinositol phosphate biosynthetic process; intracellular signal transduction. Lineage: Eukaryota; Metazoa; Arthropoda; Malacostraca; Decapoda; Cambaridae. Gene Ontology annotation, molecular function: 1-phosphatidylinositol-3-kinase regulator activity. Gene Ontology annotation, cellular component: phosphatidylinositol 3-kinase complex.
UAAGCGAUACGAAGCGAGUCAGCUUGGCGGGGAUGUGUAGCGAUAUUACCGAGAAUUGGUUCAGUCGGAGAGAGAGGUCGGUGCGGGGCGCUCGUGGCUGGCACGGACGGCUCAGCCGCCAGUCAAGCCUCAGCCGUCGGGACGAGCACCAGCACCUCGCUCCCAGUCUCGCCUAAGGCACGCUACCCAGGAAUGGAUUGUUCGCCUGUAUUGUGUCGUCUGAACGAGUCCGGGUCAAGAAGUUCCGCAAGUGAGUUGGAAUUCGUCGUGUAAGAAAAUAAUACAAUAACACGGAGUGCUUUAAAAAGCUUUUAUUGUGACUGAAAACGGAUAUUUACACCGCAAGUGCUUCCUACUACAAUAGUGAAACAUUACUAUGUGCAACAAAUCAAAAUAUACUUGAAACUUGACAUAGAGACUAGAAUUAAUAAGUGCCUAGGUGCCCCAAGAAACCCUUAAACUAUCAAGAAAGUAUUCAUCUCUGGAAUUUAAUACUACAAUCAAGGUGUUGGUGAUCAACAUGUUGGUGUGUCCUGGCUGCCACAUCGGGCUGACGCCAACCCUGCCCGCCCCACAACCCACGCAUCAACUCACGCCCGUCAUGGCCCCCUGCAGCGCCUCCUCCCACUGGGUCACCACCACGCACCUCGCUCCCAGGCACGUGCAGCCGCCCUACGUGUGCGGACGCAUGUUCCAGAUGGGCGGAAUGGCGGCCAUGCGCCCCUGCUUGCCGGUACCCCAUGACGCCUGUCACGUCGUCUGCUGCCUCACCUGUCCCCACGCCUGCCCUACUAUGCGUUCCUGCGCACUCAGUACCAAGCUCCCCUGCGCAGUACCGGAAGCUCGGAGUUCACUACACACUUCCGGCGGGGGAUUAGUCGCCGGGGAGACGGAGACGACGGGACGCAGUGUCUCCCCAGACACCAAGGUCAAUCACCAGGCCUCUCUCAACCCCUUCCUCAAUGCUGCCCCCUCCCAAGCCGCCACGCCUAACACCAGGCCCCAGCCUGACGCCCCUCCACCCCACAGACACAGCCCAUCGCCGCCAGCCCCGAAAGAACCCGAUAGUGUGUGCGACAGCCGGGUGCUGACGGCGACGCGACACGCCCUGGAGGAAAGCGGCUGGUACUACGGUGCUAUCUCGUGGCAACAGGCGGCGGCCAUGUUGCAGGAUACUUCCGUCGGUACUUUCUUGCUACGGGAUUCCGCAAGUCCGCAGUGCCUCUACUCUCUCAGUGUCCAGACUAGCAACGGCCCCACCAGCGUCAGAAUCCACUAUUCCUAUGGUAAAUUCCGGCUGGAUUGCACUGGUCAUAGCCAGAAACACACGCCGGAGUUUGAUGGCGUCGUUUCUCUAGUGGACCACUAUGUCAGCGUGACUUCAACUCAGGUGUGGGUCGACCACGAGGGUAACACCUUCAGCCCCAUCGACAUCAGACGGCCGCUGCGGAGAACGGUGUCUUCCCUGCAGCACCUGUGUCGCCUCGCCCUCAACACCAGCAGCUGCAGCACGCCCUCCGACGCCAUACUCCCUCCUGCCCUCAGGAGCUUCCUCAAGAGAUAUCCCCACGCGUGCUGACCCAGUCUCGCCUUCCACGGACAUGCGUAACUGUGAUCAAGGGCGCUAUUGUUGCUCCGGUAGUAAUGUGGGUGAUGUGGAUUAUUAUUACCGCCACUACCAUAGGUCUAAUACUCUAUACCCACUACGCGAUGACUUAUGAAGAGUCGUACCUUAAGGAUGGUUACAUCCUCGAGAGGGUUACGUCGUUCUUAAACAGACCACGUCGUCUUCAGACAGGGCAAUUCACCCGUCAAGAUGUGGUCAAAAGACUUGAGCACAAAUUCAACUGGAGCUCCUGAUUUAGGGUGCCAAAAACCGACUGUGCGUCUGUGAUCAUUUAUAAAUAUGGUAGCUAAUCGAAGGACCAGUAUUCCCCCCUCCCUCCCUCUCUCCCUCCUCAUUUCACAUACAUUCUUUUCAACACCAAGAUUCUCAAAGCUCUCGUAGAAUACAUUGUUUACUAUGAAACGCAAAAUAAGCAUUUCUAUGAUCUCAAUACAGCCGUAAGUCUCGAGCAUUAGCAGUUAAGCUUCCUAUGUUGAAAAGGAGACGUAUUUUCUUUUUCAAGCUUAACAGUAUGGUUAAGUUAUAAUUUGAGGGUAAGUUUAUGUUGAUGUGUGGCGUGCAACAGUAAGUAUGGGCGUCAAGGGGCACAAAUGUUAUACUAAUUCGAGUGUCUGAAAGCAGGGAUGGUGGGCUAGGCUGCCACAUCACCCAGCCCGUUCUCUCGAGUGUUACAACGUCACAAAAAUGAUGUACUAAAUUGCCCGAACCUAACCUAACCGAGGACCUACGGAGAGAAAACAGGACACCACGUCAAUUUUGCAAGCCCCUACGAUCUUUAGUACAUCAAUUUUUUUGGCCUUAGGGAUUUUAUACGUCAAAAUAUGAUGUAGUAUUCGAGAGGCCGGGUUGUGUAUGUAUCUCCCAGGAAAAAGGUUUCAAUACUAGUGAGGCGACCUCGGCUGCUCUUAGUAGGCUUCCUUCCUCAACGUAUUCUAAAGACGUUUCGAUAUAAUAUAAUAAUGUUUCGUUAAAUAAUAUUUAUCUAUAUUAUAAUGAAAUGUUGGAACAAAGGGAACCCAUCUAUGACUUACCGAUGCCCGUCCUAACUAUUCCAAGGUAGUGUAAUGUGAAGACAGGUAGUUUGUCCAGGUGAAUAGUGAAUAAUUCUAUUCACCAACUUCCUUCUCAAGACAUGAGGGAGAAAGGUAAGGUAAUUAUGCGGAGAAAAGCCUAAGGCAGAAUGACUAGCCCACGCUGAGGAAGAAAUAAUAGUAUGUGUGGAAGGUUCUGGGAACUGGAAGGUUAACUCUGGGCUCAGGCCUUAUAUGAUCUUCUAAAAGAUUGUAAACACGUUGGACCCACACAUACAGGUCACACACUGCCUAGUUGAUGAUGUCUUUUUAUGCUUUUUGUAUCAUUUAAUAGCAGUCUAUUUAUGAUUAUUUAUAUAUAAAUAUAUAUAUAUCUUCACAAGUCACUCAUAGUGAAUAAAUCCCUCCCCUAAGGCUCUCACGCACAACAAUAUGGAGGUCAACUAUGCCACAGCUACUUAAGAUACAAUGUAUUAUUAGUAUUUAGUUACGCUGCAGAACAAUAGAUGGCGCGCGCGCUGUCACAGGAGCUUCCAGUUUCUCUUAUUAUUGUCAACAUUUACGUUGCUGCAUAUCUUCCUCAUGUAUCGGCCGUAGCAUAGGGAGUUGACAAUUGCUCUACUCGUGUACCAUAGAUUAAAUGAUUUAGGCAAGAAAGAAAAAUAUGUAAGUCAGUCAUUAUUUGAGCUGUGAUCCACGGUGUUAUCCAGCGACAUGCGAAGGUUGCACUUCUUGGUUGGCGAUGCGCCUUGCCAGUGAAGGCAGGUCAUGCGCGCGCAGUUAAAUCCUACUUCAUCAAAAAACUUAAACCCUCUCAAGUCACUUAAUUCUCACUCGAACUACACACCGCUACCUAUAUACCCUCUCAAUGAGCAAAACCCAUGUGGUUGACAUACAUAUCUCUUUUUUUUAACAAACUUUGCGAGAGUAACUCAAAAGUUGCUUUUUUUUGAGUGGCGGGAAAAAAUAGAAGUUCAAAAGCUGCUUUUACUCAAGUGCUCGUAACGCCAAGUGCUUCAAGAAGUGCAUCCCAAGUGUGUGUGUCGAGGGGUAACGGCCACUAUAGUUUAUAAGAACGCGGGUUCGCGUGAGUCAUGUAAUGUCAGGGUGAUAACGGUUACAAAUUUUGUAAGAAAAGGCAAAAAUUAUUUUUAUUAGAAACGUAUAUAUGGAACAGAACUCGAGAACAAGACCAAACAAAACAAAACAAAAAAAAAAUCUCGUUGGGUAUUUAUAUUGUUGGAAUUUUGAUACCAUCUUCUUGCUUUUGUCGGCGUAUCAACAAACUCUUAGAAAAGUUAUUUUAUAUAAAUAACUUAUUUGUAUAAAUAACUUUUCUUAAAGAGUUAUUUUCAGGACUAGUAUUUUUAUAAAUGAAACUUGUCAUAUAAUUUGUUCUUUCUAUUUAAUUUGAUUGUCACUUGUAAUGUCGUUAGCAGACAUGACAGACCUUAGUUACCUCAUUAUUUAAGGUAUGGUAAUGUCGCUGCCUGUGUAGGGCAGCGACUGAAAAUAAUGUGUAUUUAUCUACGUUACCACAAGUCUAUUGUGAAUAAAAUAUAUUUUGACGUA